Cavia porcellus (domestic guinea pig) is the source of this 1934-nucleotide messenger RNA. RefSeq names its product transketolase like 2 (gene Tktl2). NCBI's taxonomy places the organism in Eukaryota, Metazoa, Chordata, Mammalia, Rodentia, Caviidae. Gene Ontology annotation, molecular function: thiamine pyrophosphate binding; transketolase activity. The transcript has a single exon. Bases 4 to 1887 code for a protein of 627 amino acids. The record is from RefSeq and is a predicted model, not a curated record.
GCCAUGGCCGCAGCUAACGACUCUCAGCCUCAUGCGGAGACCGUGCAGGUGCUGCGGGACACGGCCAAUCGCCUGCGAAUCCAUUCCAUCAGGGCUACUAGCACCUGCGGCUCUGGCCAUCCUACGUCGUGCUGCAGUGCAGCUGAGAUCAUGUCCGUGCUCUUCUUCCACGCCAUGAGGUAUAAACAGAGCGACCCGGAGCACCCUGACAACGACAGACUAGUGCUGUCCAAGGGCCACGCCCCGCCAGUGCUCUACGCCACAUGGGCCGAAGUGUGCGACAUCUGUCCCUGUGACUUAAUGAGCCUGAGGAGGUUUCACUGCGAACUAGAAGGAUACCCCACCCCGCGACUGUCGUUUGUGGAUGCGGCCAUGGGGUUCCUUGGGCAAGGCCUGGGAGCUGCGUGCGGAAUGGCCUACACCGGCAAGUACUUCGACAAGGCCAGCUACCGGGUGUUCUGCCUCCUGGGAGAUGGCGAAGCCGCAGAAGGCUCUGUCUGGGAGGCUUUGGCUUUUGCUGCCCACUAUGGUUUGGACAAUCUCGUGGCAAUCUUUGAUGUGAACCGCUUGGGACAGAGUGGCACUGCGCCCCUUGAGCACCGCACAGACAUUUAUAAGAAUCGCUGUGAAGCUUUUGGGUGGAAUGCUUACAUUGUGGAUGGUCAUGAUGUGGAGGCUUUGUGCCAAGCAUUUUGGCAAGCAGCUCAUGUGAAGAAUAAACCCACCGCUAUAAUUGCUAAGACCUUCAAGGGUCGGGGUAUUCCAAACAUUGAGGAUGCAGACUAUUGGCAUGGAAAGCCAAUGCCAAAGGAGAGAGCAGAUGCAAUUAUCAAAUUAAUUGAGAGUCAGAUACAGACUAACAGAAAUCUCACACCGAAACCCCCUAUUGAAGAUUCACCUCAGAUCAACAUCUCUCAUAUAAAAAUGACCUCUCUGCCUGCCUACAAAGUUGGUGAGAAGAUAGCUACUACGGAAGCAUAUGGAAUAGCUCUGGCUAAAUUGGGCCACGCAUGUGAAAGAGUUAUUGCUCUGGAUGGGGACACGAAGAACACCACCUUUUCUGAGAUAUUUAAGAAAGAUCACCCUGAGCGUUUCAUCGAGUGUUUUAUUGCUGAGCAAAAUAUGGUAAGUGUGGCCCUGGGCUGUGCCACACGGGACAGAACCAUUGUUUUUGUUAGUACAUUUGCUGCCUUUUUGACCCGAGCAUUUGGUCAGAUCCGAAUGGGAGCCAUCUCUCAAACCAGUAUCAACCUUGUUGGUUCUCACUGUGGGGUGUCUGUUGGUGAAGAUGGACCUGCUCAGAUGGCCCUGGAGGAUCUAGCCAUGUUCCGAAGCACUCCCAAUUGCACGAUUUUCUGUCCAAGUGAUGCAGUCUCAACAGAGCAUGCUGUUUGUCUGGCUGCCAAUACUAAGGGCAUGUGCUUCAUUCGUAUCAGCCAGCUGGAAACUGCAGUUAUUUACCCUCCAGAAGAAAAUUUUGAGAUUGGACAGGCCAAAGUGGUUCACUACAGCGUCGAUGACAAGGUCACAGUUAUUGGAGCUGGAGUUACUCUACAUGAAGCCUUAGCAGCUGCUGCUGAUCUUUCUCAACAAGGUAUUUCUAUUCGUGUCAUUGACCCAUUUACUAUUAAACCUCUGGAUGCUGCCACUAUCAUUUCCAAUGCCAGAACCACUGGUGGCCGGAUUAUCACAGUGGAAGAUCACUACAGAGAAGGUGGCAUUGGAGAAGCUGUGUGUGCGGCUGUCUCCAGGGAGCCUGACAUCUCUGUUCAUCAGUUGGCGGUCACAGAAGUACCUCGGAGGGGAAACCCUGGUGAACUGCUGGAUAUGUUUGGAAUCAGUGCCAAACACAUCAUAAAAGCUGUGAAAUCUACUUUAAUGAACUAAAAUAGUUCAUUUCUUAACAAAUUAAAUGUGUUAGUUUUGAUAGUAAA